Cooperia oncophora is the source of this 588-nucleotide messenger RNA. NCBI's taxonomy places the organism in Eukaryota, Metazoa, Nematoda, Chromadorea, Rhabditida, Trichostrongylidae. The record is from the annotation of a GenBank genome assembly.
CUGAAUUGGGCGACAGUUUUCCACAAGUACGAGUUUUCCAGAUUUCUACAAGGCGAGGCUCCAUCGUCGGUCACCAAGUCGGCGUCGUCACGAGCAGCUUCCAUAGCCGACGACGAUGAAGAUGACGGUUUCUAUGAUAACAUCGGAACGUACGACGAUCGGCGGGUCUCACGAAGUAGUGAAAUGGACGUUGCAUCGCUGUCUUCACACCAGUUACCACCCACUGGCUGGAAACCCACCAAAAUUGGCUCGUUCCUCCGAAAGAUUGGCGCCGGCAAUCGACCGCCUGGAAGUGCUGCUAGCCUUGUUUCACUGAAUAAGGUGGCAAACGAGACGCCAAUCAAGCAGGGAAAUCUCAUGAAGAGCAACAGCCUGAGCAAUGAGCCAUGGAAGAAAAUGGUGAUAGAAAAUCCAAGUAUUCCGACACGAGAACUCUUGUUCCCGCGAUGCUGGGCAUGUCAAGCGGCUGGUUUUGGCGCAAUGUCGUUCGACACCAAUUGUCGCAGUGAGCGAGCAAUAAAAAUUGCGCGGGCAACGAAUAAUGAAGCCACCGCUCCACUCCUCACCCCUCUUCCGGACACGCCAUGA